Salvia hispanica is the source of this 2081-nucleotide messenger RNA. Its product is annotated as protein GRAVITROPIC IN THE LIGHT 1-like. NCBI's taxonomy places the organism in Eukaryota, Viridiplantae, Streptophyta, Magnoliopsida, Lamiales, Lamiaceae. The record is from RefSeq and is a predicted model, not a curated record. Gene Ontology annotation, biological process: response to red or far red light; negative gravitropism.
AUGCCUUCUUCUCCGCGCAUGCUUAAUUAUUUCCCGCCAUUUAUUUACAUACUAAUCCCCUGCUUUUUUCCUCUCACUCUCAAAUCUCAACCCCCCUUUAUCUCCUUCCUUUUUCCCCAAAUCCAAAUCCAAAUCCAAUUUCAUCUUCUUCUCCCUUUUUCCAUGAAUUGAUCAUCAAUUCAGCCAAAUAAAUCUCGCAAUGGAACCAGCACGGCCCCGCAGCAGAAUCGCGAAAACGUUUUCAAGAGUAAUCAGUCUCAAAUCGAGCGCCAAAAACCGCUCCAACAACCCAGGCUUCUGCCUCUUCCUCCCUCAGGAGAAGCUCCGAUGCUGCGAGUCGCAUCAAUUCGAGAAGGAAGACGCAGAGGAAGCCAUGGAGGAGUGCAAAACCCGCGCCGCCAUGGAAGCCUUCGUCGCGAAGCUCUUCGCCACCAUCUCCACCGCCAAGGCCGCCUACGCCGAGCUCCAAUUGGCGCAGUUCCCCUACAACGGCGACGCGAUCCAGUGCGCCGAUCAAGCCGUGGUCGACCAGCUCAAGGCGCUAUCAGAGCUCAAGUACAGCUACAUCAAAAAGCAGAUCGACUCGUCGCCGCCGCACGUGACGCUGAUGCUGGCGGAGAUCCAGGAGCAGCAGUCGCUGAUGAAGACGUACGAGAUCACGAUGAAGAAAAUGAGAGCCGAGAUCGAGAGCAAGGAGGCGCGAAUCGCGUCGCUGCAGCAGAGCCUCCGAGAAUCCGCCGAGAGCAACAGAUCGCUCGAGAAGAAGAUGAAUGCCAGCGGAUCCUUCUCCGUUCUCGACGGCGUUCGAUUCUCCGACGUCAGUCCUCGCGAUUUCAUCCUAGUUUUGCACUGCGCGUUGAGAUCUGUGCGCGGAUUCGUCAAGCUUUUAAUUCGCGAAAUGGAGUCGGCAAAUUGGGACAUCGACGCCGCGGCAGAUGCGAUCCAGCACGACGUCGUUUUUAGAAACAGAGAUCAUAAAGCGUUCGCGUUUGAAUCGUUUGUUUGCAGAGAGAUCUUCUCCGGCUUCAACGAUGCCGGAUUCGCCGUCCAAGGCGGCGAAUCCUCCGUUCGCGGAGAGACGCCACGUCAGCGCCGCGAUUUCUUCUUCGAUCAAUUUAGGGUUUUGCGAUCGGCGAGCGCGAUCAAUUUCGUGAAGCAAAGCCCUAAUUCGUUUUUCGGAAAAUUCCUAAAAUCGAAAUACCUUCAGCUGGUGCAUCCGAAAAUGGAAUUCUCGUUCUCCGGCAACCUGAACCAGAGGAAAAUGGUGAAUUCCGGCGAGUUUCCGGAAACGGAAUUCUUCAAGGCGUUUGCGGAGAUGGGGAGGAGGAUUUGGCUGCUGCAUAGCUUGUCGUUCUCGUUUGAUCGGCGAGUCAGCUUGUUUCAAAUCAGUCGGAAUUCCAAAUUCUCCGAAGUGUACAUGGAAAGCGUGAUGGAUGAGGCUUUCGCCGCCGCAGACGGCGGCGUCAGGGUGGCGUUCACGGUGGUUCCUGGAUUUAAGGUCGGGCAGACGGUGGUGCAGAGCCAGGUGUAUCUCUUUCCAACAGACUCUCCGGCCAAGAGCUAGCUAGCUCCCCGCACGCGCUCUCCCACGCGCCGCCCCUGCUACGGUGGGGUCUCACAAUCUUGAAAUUAGAUCCCCUCUGCACCAUUCGGAUUUUCUUUUUCAGGAUUGUGAUGUUGACAGUCCGCUUGGAAAUAAAAGGUGUGAGGAGGAGGAUCGCUUUUCAAGACGGCGGAGCAGCGGCGGCGCGUGGGCGUAUUAUGAAAUGCGGUAGUUUUAAAAGAUGGGAGUAGUGAGACAGAAUUAAAGUGGGGCCCACGGAUGAGGGAGAAAUGAAGUGGUUUUUUUUGGCGGGAAGGGGGCGGUGGAGAGAGGCGGUGAGAUGGUGGGGGCGGCGGCGCAAAAAGUAGAGAAUAGAGGGGCCCUUUGGCCGGAAAAAAGAGAUGGUUAAAUUAUGGUAGUGGUUUUUUUUAUUAUUGUUUUUGUAUUUCAUGACGAGGAAAAGACAGAUCGGAGAUGUAUGGAAUAAAUUAAUGUCAUGUAAAUAAUUAUUUAAAUAUGGAGUAUACGUUUUACAUAA